Messenger RNA from Orycteropus afer afer, 531 nucleotides. It is a transcript of the gene NDUFAF4, whose product is annotated as NADH:ubiquinone oxidoreductase complex assembly factor 4. Lineage: Eukaryota; Metazoa; Chordata; Mammalia; Tubulidentata; Orycteropodidae. Bases 1 to 531 code for a protein of 176 amino acids. The transcript has 3 exons. The record is from RefSeq and is a predicted model, not a curated record. Gene Ontology annotation, biological process: mitochondrial respiratory chain complex I assembly. Gene Ontology annotation, cellular component: mitochondrion.
AUGGGAGGCUGGGUGACUCGCGCGAUCAGGAACUUCAAUAUAGAGAAUCGGGCUGAAAGGGAGAUCAGCAAGAUGAAGCCUACUCUGGCUCCCAAGCACGGCUCCACGAAGAACCUACUUCGAGAGGAGAUGAGCCGCCAUCCAGAAAUUAAAAGAGAAAUUGCAAGAAGAGAUGACAAGCUGCUUUCAUUACUAAAAAAUAUUUAUGUUGAUUCCAGAGACCCUGUUUCUUCUGUGCAGGCUAAAGAUGGUGGAACACGUCAAGAGCCAAAGGAGUUCAGAUUGCCAAAAGGCCAUCAUCACGUUGACAUGGUGAAUAUUACAAACAUUCCCAAAGGCAAAAUUUCAAUUGUAGAGGCAUUGACACUUCUCAAUAAUCAUAAACUUUACCCAGAUACAUGGACGGCUGAGAAAAUAGCGCAAGAAUACCAUCUAGAGCUGAAAGAUGUAAAUUCCCUUCUCAGAUACUUUGUUACUUUUGAAGUCAAAAUCUUUCCUUCUGGAGACAAGAAAGCAAUACAACCAAAAUGA